Eupeodes corollae is the source of this 1977-nucleotide messenger RNA. It is a transcript of the gene Haspin, whose product is annotated as serine/threonine-protein kinase haspin homolog. Gene Ontology annotation, cellular component: cytoplasm; nucleus. The transcript is spliced from 7 exons. Gene Ontology annotation, molecular function: ATP binding; histone H3T3 kinase activity. NCBI's taxonomy places the organism in Eukaryota, Metazoa, Arthropoda, Insecta, Diptera, Syrphidae. Gene Ontology annotation, biological process: intracellular signal transduction; protein phosphorylation; mitotic cell cycle. Bases 140 to 1879 code for a protein of 579 amino acids. The record is from RefSeq and is a predicted model, not a curated record.
ACGACAGUUUGUUUUGAUUUCUAAUUUUCCUCAAUUUGUAAUGAAUGUUUUUAUUCUUUGUAAACAGUGAACUUUUAUUUAUAUUUUUUGCAUAUAAGAAAUAUAUUUUUGACGAAUUUUUUAACUGUGUUCUGGUGCAAUGACAAAUACAGAUAAUGUUUUUGAUGUAACACUAGAUGAUGAUAUAUGGAAGGAUUCAUUUGAUCGCCUUCUUAACAAACGAUCGUUACUUCGGGAGCUAAACUUAUUAAAACCGAAUGUACGCAUAUCAUUUAAUAAUGAUAGCAGUGUCGAAGUUUCGAAGGAAAAUAUAUCCUAUACUGAAAAACCAGAUAACAAAAUCUUGGGAAAGAGGACAUCCGGAUCUAUUUCCACACCAAAGUUUAUUAAUAAAGCUGUUGGCCCAUUCGACUGCCAUUUGUCUCCGAUAACUUCGUGGCGUCUUACGAAUGCUUAUCAAAAAGAUUCAUGGGACCCAUCCUGCAAAUUAAAAUCAACCAUUUUAGACAGAGUUACUGAGUCUAUUGAAGAAACCACGCCCUCUCCUCCAAAAAAUGUCGCCAGAAGUAUACCAGUGAUAGAGUUAAGCGAACACAAUGAAACUGAUAUUAAAACUGAACCAGUCUUAGAGAAAAACAGUACAUCUGAUCUCCAAUGUGAUGAAAAUAGAUUUUUGAACGUAAUACUGCCACCAGGAAAAUGGAGAAGAUCGCUAACGGUUUGGAAACGACAGAAUCACCCCAAACAUGAAUAUCUUGACAGUUUUGCAUCAAACAGCACAAACUGCUUUACUCUGAACAUACGAAAUUCCCGUAAGACUUCUUUUGUUCACCGUAAAACAACUUCAAUAAUUUCUCCCAAACGCAAAAGUGAACUUGAAUUGUUGAAAAUUUGCAAACAAUCCGAGCAUUUGCCCUUUUCAAGUCUUUACUCAAAGAAUGUGCUGCCUAAGUGUAAAAAAAUAGGGGAAGGUACAUAUGGAGAAGUGUUUGCCAAUACGGACAACAACAACGAAAAAACUGUGAUAAAGAUAAUACCCAUUGAAGGAGAAAUAAGUGUCAAUGGAGAACCCCAAAAGACGUUCGAAACAAUAUUGCCUGAAGUGUUGAUAACAAGCGAGCUGAGUAAGCUUAGAAACACCAAGUCGUUUGCAACAACGGGAUUCGUUUUUCUCAAAAAUGUACGUUCUUUUCGAGGCAAGUAUCCAGAUCAUCUAAUAGAACUGUGGGAACUUUAUGAGAAAAAUAAUGGAUCCGAAAAUGAUCAUCCUGAAGUAUUUAAAAAUGAUCAAUUAUAUGUAUCAUUAGAAAUAGCUUAUGGUGGAAAAGACUUAGAAGGUUAUGUUUUUCGGAACUCAGAGCAAGCUUAUUCAAUAUUUUUGCAGGUUGCUUUUAGUAUGGCUGCAGCGGAGAAAGCUUUGGAAUUUGAACAUCGUGAUUUACAUGUUGGAAACAUUUUAAUACAAACAACAAACGAAAAGACUGUUGAAUUCACAUUAAAUAAGAAGACUAUUAAUAUUCCAACAAACGGUGUUAAGGCUACUAUUAUCGAUUAUACGCUCUCAAGAAUAUUGUUAAAUAGAAAUAGUUUUUACAAUGACCUCUCGGCUGAUGACGAAUUGUUUUGUGCAAAAGGAGACUACCAAUAUGAUAUAUAUCGUUUGAUGAAGGAAAAACUAAAUAAUAACUGGCAAAUGUAUGAUCCCCAAACAAAUGUGAUGUGGUUGCACUACCUUCUAACUAAACUAGUAGAUAGUGUUAAAUAUAAGAAUUACAGAUCGAAACAACAUAAAAUAAAUCUAGACCGACUGAAAACAUUAAGGGACUCAAUUAUGAAUUGCAACAGCGCAUAUGAAUUUUCAAUUAAUAUACAAGUGUAGAUUAUAAUUUUGAUAAUAUUUAUUUUAAAUGUUUUUUUUUAUUUACUCUUGUAUACAAUAAUAACGUAAAUAUACAAUAUUUUAUAUGAUUUAACGUA